Messenger RNA from Anopheles cruzii, 597 nucleotides. Its product is annotated as ATPase inhibitor mai-2, mitochondrial-like. Gene Ontology annotation, molecular function: ATPase inhibitor activity. The transcript has 3 exons. Bases 103 to 420 code for a protein of 105 amino acids. Gene Ontology annotation, biological process: negative regulation of ATP-dependent activity. The record is from RefSeq and is a predicted model, not a curated record. Gene Ontology annotation, cellular component: mitochondrion. NCBI's taxonomy places the organism in Eukaryota, Metazoa, Arthropoda, Insecta, Diptera, Culicidae.
ACUCCAGUUCGGAGGGAACAGACGAAUACCGGUAAAAAUCUGUGGUCGGAAAAAAUCCAUUUUUACAUUUCAUCUGUUUGUGCGUGCUGUGUGCUUGUAACAAUGCAAUCUUUGCGAAAAACCGGAUGCGUGCUUCCGAGCGGAAUGAGAAUCGCCCGUAUGAUUGCUGGUGAGGCGGGUAGCGGUGCUGGCAAGGGUGGCGGUGGCGGCGGAUCGAUCCGUGAUGCCGGUGGUUCGUUCGGCAGGAUGGAGGUAGCCCACGAGGAGGAAUACUUCUACAAACAGCGCCAGGAGCAGUUGGCCAAGCUGAAGAAGCAGGUGAUCAAUCACGAAGAUUUCCACUCGGAGUCCAUCAAACACCACGAGGAAGCGAUCGAGCGCCAUAAGAAAGCCAUCGAUGAGCUGAAGAGCAGCAAGUGAACCAACGGAUCAUUCGGCAGGGCCUGUAGCACGGUAUUUACUUAUGGUGGAGGUACUGGUGUCUACCAAGGAACGGGGUUUUCGUUUGCUUUUCUUCUUCGAACGUAACUAACGAGACGCGAUCGCUCUCGGUGCCUUCUGAUGGGUAUUAGAAUAAAUAUUGCUACAAACUCACAC